Molecule: messenger RNA, 615 nt
Organism: Thlaspi arvense
Lineage: Eukaryota; Viridiplantae; Streptophyta; Magnoliopsida; Brassicales; Brassicaceae
Source: the annotation of a GenBank genome assembly
AUGUCUUCCGAGACUGAUUUCGCCGAGUUUUCGGCUAUGUUCGAGAGAAUGAUCGAAGGAGGCGAAGGUCUCUCUAGAUUCUUACCGGUGAUUUUAGCUUUGGCCGGAGAAGCCGAUGAGGACGAAGAGUCGACCGAUCAGACGACGGGACACAGAGAGAUCGUCAUCGAUCCGGUGAACCGGAGAGUGGUUAUGAUCAGAUCGGCUUUGGGACCCGGCGAUUUCUUCAACGGCAACGUUUUAGGGAAACAGGGACGAUCGCCGGCGUCGAAAGCAUCGGUGGAGAGUAUGCCACGUGUCGUGAUCGGAGAAGAUAAGGAGAGAGGAGGGUCAUGCGCGAUUUGUCUUGAGGAGUGGUCGGAAGGUGACGUGGCUGCGGAGAUGCCUUGUAAGCACAAGUUCCACUCCAAGUGUGUGGAGGAGUGGUUGGGGGUUCACGCCACGUGUCCUCUGUGCAGGUACGAGAUGCCCGUUGAACAAGAACAAGGAGAGAAGAAAAUCGGGGUUUGGAUUGGGUUCUCUGUCAACGGCGGCGAAAGAAGAAGCGCAGAAGACGGAGGAAGAAGACGACAAAGUAACGGUGACUCGAACCCUCGAGAUGCGACAGAGGAUUAG